Molecule: messenger RNA, 2540 nt
Organism: Papilio machaon (common yellow swallowtail)
Lineage: Eukaryota; Metazoa; Arthropoda; Insecta; Lepidoptera; Papilionidae
Product: integrin beta-PS
Exons: 8
Coding region: 312-2291 (659 amino acids)
Biological process (GO): cell adhesion mediated by integrin; cell-matrix adhesion; integrin-mediated signaling pathway
Cellular component (GO): focal adhesion; cell surface; integrin complex
Molecular function (GO): integrin binding
Source: RefSeq, a predicted model, not a curated record
UGCCUCUGAACAGUUACUUGCAUUUUUUAGAAAUUAUUAUAUUUUUAACCCUACAAUUUAGUAUAAUUUUCUCUCAGUCUAAUUGUCCUAAUUUAGUUACAUGUGGUGCUUGUAUAGGUUAUGCGUACGAUUCGUGUGUUUGGUGUCCUUCUAAAGCCCAUACGGGACCACGGUGUAAAUCGAAAGAUCUAGUAGAAGCAACAUGGUGCUCCGAAACUGUAUCCGAAUCAAUUUUGAAUCAGAAAAUCAUACGAAAUGAUGAUUUAAAUUCCGGAGAGAAUGGUACCAAGGUUCAAUUUUCACCACAAUUAAUGACUGUCAAGGUACGUCCAGGUUUACCUAUCAACUUCAAGAUGGCGUACCGACCUGCUAAAGAUUAUCCACUAGAUGUCUAUUAUGUCAUGGAUUUUUCUUAUACAAUGAGGGCAUACAAAAAUCUUCUUCAAAAGCAGGGUCUAGAGAUUUAUAGGGAGCUGACUUUACUAACAAAUAAUGUUCGACUGGGUAUUGGAACAUUUGUUGAUAAGCCCGCAUAUCCUUUUAUAAGGUCAGAUAGUGUGGCUUACUCCUUUAAAAAUCAUUUAUCUUUAACGCAGAACAUGACUCAGUUUCUAAAUGCUCUACGAGACGAUUUGUUCGGAUCAAACAAUGACGACCCGGAAGGUGGUUUCGACGCCCUGAUGCAGGUCAUGCUAUGUCAGAAUGAAAUAGGAUGGCGGGAAAAUGCCAGGCGAAUCAUAAUCUUAUCAACUGAUGCUACUUACCACAGCGCCGGAGAUGGUAAAUUCGUUGGUGCUGUCAAACCGAACGAUAUGAAAUGUCACCUCGAAAAUAAUAAUUAUAACAUGGACCUAGACCUUGACUACCCCUCUGUGAGUCAGAUUAAUAAGAUCGCUACCGAAAACAACUUUAAAAUAAUAUUCGCUGGAAUUUCUUCUGUAAAAGAUCAUUACGAAGGUCUAGUGAAGAAAAUAAGAGGUGCGAAAUAUGUAGAAUUCAGUGACGGCUCAAAUUUGGUUACAAUGGUCAAAGAGGAAUAUCUAACAUUGAUAAGGAGCAUGCAAAUAAAUGCAGAAUUGCCACCACAUAUUGAACUUUCAUUAAGUCCUGACUGUCGUAAAGAAGGGAAUUGCAUAAUUAAACAUAAUGAAUCUAUUACUAUAAAUGCAACGUUAACGGUCAAAGCUUGUCCCAGUUCUGAUGAAGCAAGCGAAGUGCUAGUGGGUCCUGUAGCUUUAAACGAGAAACUAAAAAUUAUAGUAACAAGCGAUUGUGUGUGCGAUUGUGAACGUAAAAAUACAAACACGAAUGCAUCACAAUGUAGAGGAAAUGGAAAAUACCAAUGUGGUAUCUGUACAUGUAACAAAAAUACUUAUGGUGAAGAUUGCGGCUGCACGGGCAUAUCAAGUGUUGAUUUAGAUAAAUGUAAAUUAACAGUAACAGCAACAGACUACUGCAGUGGAAGGGGUACAUGCAGUUGUGGCAAGUGUAUACAUUGUAAGAAAGGAUUUUCUGGAGAUUUCUGUCAAUACGACGACACCGCUUGUCCAAGUCCCGGUGGCAAGCUGUGCGCAGGGAGCGGGUUAUGUCGGUAUGGGAAAUGUGAAUGCGUCGCCGGCAGAACUGGUCCAGGCUGCGAUUGUCCGCUGAGCAUUGAUACAUGUUAUGCGCCACACUCCAAAGAGGUAUGUUCGGGAACUGGAAACUGCAUUUGCGGCGAAUGCCACUGUUUGCCAAUGAAAACAUCAAAUCGAACAUGUUCGGGACGUUUUUGCGACAAUUGUGACGAAUUUGCCGAGAAACGAUGCCUGGAACUCGAGAACUAUGCGGAAUGCAAUUACUUGUAUAACAAAACGUACUGCGACCAGUUUCAUAAUCAGACUUCUUUAACUGAAAUUAAAAUUGUUGAUAAAUUGGACACUACACUAUCGGAUCAAGGAAUGACCAAAUGGUGCAAGAAGGAGUUAUGGAACGGAACACUUCUUUUUCAAUACCUAUACCCAAUUACGUCACCGAACAUCUUGCAAGUUAUAAUUGCAAAGGAAUUGGAGCAGCCACCUGAAAUUAAUUUAUUUAUUGCUGUAGGAGUUCCUUUUGGAGUGCUUAUUCUGAUCGGUCUUCUGACAAUUAUUAUCUGGAAGAUUCUAGUAGAUCGAAUUGACGCUAGAGAAUAUAAAAAUUUCGCAGAGAAGGCUGCUGCAGCUGGAUUCUCCGUGCCCGGCAUUGUUAACCCAGUGUAUCGACCGCCAGUCAGCAACGUUAAUAACCCAAUGUUUGACAAUAAUUUAUGACUAAAAGUGUAGUGUAGAUUUCCUUAAUUUGUAAUAGUUCCUGUGCCUACUAAGUCUGCCGGCGAGAUCCGUCUUAAUCAUAUUGGAACCGAAAUAAGGCAUAAAUCAUUCUGCGACCCUAAAAGUAGUUCAUUGGACAGCUUUCUCCAGGGUCCUGCGCUCUGGCCCACCAAAAGCCUGUCGCCUAGGCAAUUCUUGCUGGAGGGCUAGACAACACGGAGUCUAAUUGUUCUCUUGUUUAUAGUUUCU